GCUGAAUUAUUGAUUGAAAUUGAUCAAAUCGAAGCGUUCGAAUGAAAACAAAGUCAGGAAAUAUCAAAGAAUGCAGUUCUGUAACAUGAUAGAUGUGCAUUGGAAACCAUCCGUAGUGUGCGAACUAAAAAUUUUUUGCGACUUUUUCAGUUUCAACUCAAUAAAAUAUUGCGAAAUAUAAUCUACAGUGAUGAAUUAUUCAAGAUUUUUUUUCUUCGCGUAUGCGUUGGGUGUAAAAACCAGAUAGAAAAGAACAAACAACAAAAAAAAACCUGAUAAGAAUUUCAUCUAUUUCGAACGUAGCUCAAGUCGAUUUCAAUCUGAAAUCAUAAUUUUUCAUCAUCUAUUUCACGACGCCAAAUAAUUGGUGACAUUUCAGUCACUUGAAAAAGUCCGCUCAAUUUAAAUCGGUAUAUGCUUGAUAAAUGCUUGCUCGGGAGCGUACCAGCAAUAUGGAUAUUUUGGAGCUAAUUGAGCAUGAGCAACAUCAAUCGCAGGAACAACCGUCUACAAAUCACCACGUUCGAUUCCUGCCCACAACACAACAAAUCCUAGAGAUGACGAUACAAACGAAGCGCAUGACUUUGGAUCCAAGGGAUGUGCUAAAAGUUGAACGACCAUUCUAUGAACAACAACAAAUCAACAAUGAAUUAAACUACUCGAAGCCCGAUAAUGAUGAACGAAAAGGCUACACACAAUGGUUAUGCAAUAUUAAACCGAUCAAUAUUUGCCUCAGCAUUUUUCCAAUAUUCGCAUGGUUGUCAACGUAUAACAUAAAAAAUGAUUUAAUUGGUGAUAUUAUAAGCGGUUGCACAGUUGCAAUAAUGCACAUACCACAAGGAAUGGGCUAUGCAAUGUUGGCAAAUGUACCCGCAAUCAAUGGAAUUUAUACAGCAUUUUUCCCCGUUUUAGUCUAUUUCAUUUUUGGCACAUCAAAACAUAAUUCAAUGGGCACUUUUGCGGUGGUAUCAAUUAUGGUUGGCAAAACAGUUUUAAAGUAUUCACACGAAGUGCCCACAUUUUAUCCGGCCGACAAUGGCACCAUCACCCAUACAGAUGAAAUGUAUAUGGUCGAAAACUCGUAUAAACCAAUGCAAGUGGUUACAUCAUUAUGUCUGGUCAUUGGUUGUAUUCAAAUUGCAAUGUAUGUUUUAAGAUUGGGCAUAAUAUCAACUUUAUUGUCCGAAACCCUGGUAUCGGGCUUCACAACGGGCGCCGCAAUUCAUGUGUUCACAUCACAAGUGAAAGAUCUUCUUGGCAUUACAUUAAAAGGUGGCGGCGAUGGAAACUUUAAAAUAAUUUUGAAUUACAUUGAAAUAUCGGAAAAUUGGUCAAAUAUAAAUUGGACGGCUGUGAAAAUAUCUGUGGUGACGAUAACAAUAUUAUAUUUGAAUAAUGAAUUGCUCAAACCGAAAUUGAGUAAAAUUUGCAUUUUGCCGGUGCCAAUCGAAUUGAUAGCCGUUGUGGCUGGUACACUACUAUCAAAUUACAUGGACUUAUCAACAAACUAUCAAAUUAAAACCAUCGGUGAAAUUCCGACAGGAUUUCCAGAUUUUGAAUUGCCAGACUUGAGCCUAUCGAAGCAAUUGCUUGUAGAUGGUUUCAUCAUAUCGAUGGUGUCAUACACUGUGUCCGUAUCGAUGGCACUGAUUUUUGCACAGAAGUUAAACUAUGAAAUCGAUUUUAAUCAGGAGUUAUUGGCUAUGGGCGCUUCAAAUGUAUGUGGUUCAUUUUUCUCGUGUUUACCAUUUUCUGCGUCAUUAUCCAGAUCGGUUAUCCAACAAUCGACGGGCGGACGAACACAAAUUGCAUCGAUCAUUUCAUGUGGACUACUAACAAUUGUGCUAAUGUGGAUCGGACCAUUCUUUGAACUACUUCCAAGAUGUGUAUUGGCCAGUAUUAUAGUUAUUGCUCUUAAAGGGAUGCUUAUGCAAAUCAAACAAUUUGUCGAAUUUUGGAAAAUGUCUCAUUUGGAUGCAGCCGUUUGGAUGGUGACAUUUUUAACUGUAGUCAUUGUUGCUAUUGAUAUCGGCCUUUUGGUUGGCAUCAUUCUUAGUUUGGCUUGUAUUUUUAUUCGCUCCAUGAAACCAUAUACCUGCCUUUUAGGACACAUACCAAAAACUGAUCUGUAUCUCGAUAUCACAAGAUAUAAGGCUGCAGAAGAGAUCAGUGGCUUGAAAAUUUUCCACUAUUGUGGCAGCUUAAACUUUGCCUCACGAGCUUCAUUCAAAUCGGAAUUGUGUACAUUGAUACGACUUGACCUUGCAGCGGAAAUGCGAAAUCAUUCAACGAGCGCCCAACAACGAUACGAAUCAAUUUAUUUGAAAUGCUUAAUCAUUGAUUUCAGUGCACUAAGCUAUAUCGAUCCAUCGGGCGUUUCAUCGCUGAAACAGCUUAUUAAUGAUUUUAAUAAAAUUUCAAUCAAUGUUUAUAUUUCAAAUGCCUCAUGUCCAGCAUACGAUACGAUGAAGAGAUGUGGCUUACACGAAAAAUCAGAUGGUUCAUUUAAUUUCUUUCCAACGAUCCAUGAUGCUGUGCAUCAGGCUAUGGAAAAUAUGGCACCAAUUAGCGUCAUUACCGAUACAGCUUAAGAAUGAAACCUGUAUAUCUAUUGGGCAUUUGUUUCAUUUUCAAUACGCUUUUUAAUUGUACGGAUACAUAUAUAUAUAUAUCAAAUAAACAACACAAAACAA
Molecule: messenger RNA, 2693 nt
Organism: Contarinia nasturtii (swede midge)
Lineage: Eukaryota; Metazoa; Arthropoda; Insecta; Diptera; Cecidomyiidae
Product: pendrin-like
Exons: 11
Coding region: 426-2591 (721 amino acids)
Biological process (GO): transmembrane transport
Cellular component (GO): membrane
Molecular function (GO): sulfate transmembrane transporter activity; bicarbonate transmembrane transporter activity; chloride transmembrane transporter activity
Source: RefSeq, a predicted model, not a curated record